This is a messenger RNA of Mastomys coucha (southern multimammate mouse), 1430 nucleotides long. RefSeq names its product heat shock protein family A (Hsp70) member 6 (gene Hspa6). Gene Ontology annotation, cellular component: vesicle; cytoplasm; blood microparticle. Gene Ontology annotation, biological process: cellular response to unfolded protein; protein refolding. The record is from RefSeq and is a predicted model, not a curated record. Gene Ontology annotation, molecular function: heat shock protein binding; ATP-dependent protein folding chaperone; ATP hydrolysis activity. NCBI's taxonomy places the organism in Eukaryota, Metazoa, Chordata, Mammalia, Rodentia, Muridae.
CCACUUCAACGACUAUGGACGGGGUGGAGUGGAGUGCCAUCAUCAACGUGCUCAGGAUCAUUAAAGAACCUACUGCAGUCGCCAUCGCCUACGAGCUGGACCAGCCAUGUGCUGGAGAGAGCAACGUGCUCAGGUUUUUGUUCUCUCUAACAAUGCACGCUGGCGUCUUCAAGGUGAAGGCCACAUCUGGAGACACUACUCAUCUAGAUGGAGGGGACUGACCCAACCAGAUGCUGAUGGAUUUCAUGGAAGAGUUCAGGCGCAAGCAAGGGAUAGAUGGGAAUGGAAACGAGAUGACUCGCAGAUUAUGCACUGCCUGUGAGUGAGCCAAAUUCGUGCUGUCCUCCAGCACCCAGUCGACCUUGGGGACUGACUCCUUAUUCCAAGGUGUGGGUGUCUCCAUGUCCAUUACUCGUGCCUACUUUCAGGAACUGUGCCCAGACCUUUUCUGCAGCCCCCUGGAGCCUGUGGAGAAGGCCCUGAGGGAUGCCAAACCAAGGCCCAUUUAAGUCCACGAGGUCAUCCUGGUGGAUGGUUCUACCUGUAUCUCUAAGGUGCAGAAGCGUCUAUAAGACUUCUUCAGCCGCAGGGAGCUGAACAAGAACAUCGACCCUGACGAGGCUGUGGUCCCUGGGGCUGCUGUGUAGGUGACUGUGUGGAUGGAAGACAAGUGUGAGAAGAUGCAGGCUCUCCUCCUGCUGGGUGUGGCUCCCCUGUCCCUGGGCCUGGAGAAGGUGAUGACCACAUUGAUCCAGUGGAUUGUCACCAUCCAACAGACCCAAGCCUUCCCUACUUACUCAGACAACCAACCGGGGUUAUUGUAUACAGCUGAACAAGAAGGCAGGUUUAGCUAAUCUCGGUAGGAGCAGUCUCUGUAGGGGAGCUGUACAUAUCCAGAGGCCAUACACAUCCAGGCGGAAGAGGGCUACGGUGGCCAUUUUCUGCACACACUAUCAACAGACUGGAAGAAGGCUUUUCCAGUCCUCUGAGCUCCACUCUCCUAUGGCCUUUGACAUGGCUGUAUCCAUGUCAACAGUCCACAUUCUCUUACGUGAUUAUUGUAAUCACAGCUACUUUUACCCAGUUCUUCCAAAGAAUCAGAAUAAAUUAAAUCAUCACAGAUGCCCAUUACUAAGAAAUCAAAUACUACUGUCGAUAGUUUCUUGCCUGAGUCCCAAUUCCUGAAUAGGAUUGGCAAUUACUUUCAAGUCUUCUUUUCUUUUCAGUAAUUUUAGACUAAUAGAAGAUUUGCAAAGAUAAUAUGGAAAAUUACUGCUUGUCUGCCAGCCAGCUUCCCUAAUGGUAAGAUGGUACAUAACGAUAACUUAUCAAACUUCAGCAAAUGCCACUGGAUAACUGUUACUGAUUAAGCUGUUGACUUUAUUCAGGUUUCACAUCCUUCCACUCAUGCACCCUUUCCUUGUUUCACC